AUGGAGGCGGUUUCCCAGCGGUCACGAGUGGCCGCGCGCCGCGUUGUCCGCUCCGCCGGGACGGAUGCUGACCGCCGGAUGGGGGGCAGCGGGGCGGGGCGCUCAGGCCCAGGCCGGCUGGGGGCCUGCGUGCUGGCGGCUGCCCUAGUCUGGCUGCGCUUCCUGCCGCUGCACGCCCAGUCCGGCUCCCCCCUGUCGUCCGAAUGUGGGAGGAGCGCAGCCACCGGAGGGUCCAAGGGGAAGAUCUUUGGUGGCCAGAAGGCAGGGCCUGAACGGUGGCCGUGGCAGGCCAGCCUGCUCCUCCAAGGCCGGCACAUCUGUGGAGCUGCCCUCAUCGACAGCAACUGGGUGGCCUCCGCAGCCCACUGCUUCCAAAGGUCCUCUAACCCUUCCGACUACCGGAUCCUGCUGGGGUACAACCAGCUAAGCCGUCCCACCCAGCACAGCCGGCAGAUGACCGUGAGCAAGCUCUUCAUCCACCCAAGCUUUGGCAAGCGCCACUACAUGUCGGACGACAUCACCCUGCUGCAGCUACAUCGGUCUGUGAAUUUCUCCUCCCACAUCCGCCCCGUCUGCCUCCCAGAGUCCAAGGCGGUUGUGCCCGAGAUGGCGUCCUGCUGGAUAACUGGCUGGGGAAUGAUCACUGAGGACGAGUUCCUGUCUGAGCCCUUGCAGCUGCAGGAGGGAGAGGUUGGCCUCAUAGAGAACCAGUUUUGCGGGAACUAUUUCCCUUCAGACCCCAGCGGCGGCCCCAGCAAUACCUAUGAGAUCCACGACGAGAUGCUGUGCGCUGGGGACCUCAUCAACGGCAAGUCCAUCUGCCGCGGAGAUUCCGGGGGACCCCUCGUCUGCAGGGUGAACAGCACCUGGUUCCUGGUGGGGCUGUCCAGCUGGAGCCUGGACUGCCGCAUGCCCAUCAGCCCCAGCGUCUUCACCAGGCUCACCUACUUCGCCAACUGGGUCAAAGAGAAGAAGGCGAGUGCACCAGCGCCCGACCUUGCCGUGGCCCCUCCGGAGCAGAAGCCCCCGUCGCUGAGCGGCCCGUCUUCUCUGGGCACGGUCCACAGGCCCGGGAGCUGCAUGGCCCUCGGGUCUUCGCAGACCUUGCUCCUGCUGCUGGGUUUCCUCAGGAGCCUGUGACAUGUUUCCUGCUCUGGGCUCUCCUGUCCUUCUGAGGCUGCCCCUGUCCAAGCCUGAGAAAAUAAAAACAACCGA
Messenger RNA from Lemur catta (Ring-tailed lemur), 1215 nucleotides. Its product is annotated as serine protease 40-like. The record is from RefSeq and is a predicted model, not a curated record. The transcript has 5 exons. Gene Ontology annotation, biological process: proteolysis. Bases 1 to 1140 code for a protein of 379 amino acids. Gene Ontology annotation, molecular function: serine-type endopeptidase activity. NCBI's taxonomy places the organism in Eukaryota, Metazoa, Chordata, Mammalia, Primates, Lemuridae.